GGACCAGCUCACUCAGUCAGAAGACCUCAGAGCCAACAGCUAUGAAGGCUACCCUGGUUCUGGUGUGUCUUGUGGCUGCUGCUUCGGCAAGGCCCCAGUUCGGAUUUUCAGGAUUCGGCAGCCCCUUUGGAGGAGCUAACGGCAACUCCGGAGCCAACAGCGUCCAGGGGCAGAACCAGGGGCCGUUCGGCAACAGCCAGGUGCAGCAAAGCAGCGCCUUUGCCAAUGGCAACGCAUUCAACGGUGGCGCUUCUUUUAACAGCGCCAACAGCAACGUCGGCCAGAGCUUUGGACUGUUCGGCCCUCAGCAGUUCAGCAGCAACAAUGCCUUCAGCAAUCAGUUCGGAGGCUAAGUCCGCACUGGUCCAUCAGUGAAUCAGAAUUCAUAAUUCAGCAACAUCAUAAAACGUCUUUUACUGAGUGAAUUUCUCGUUGUUGUUCAUAAUGAAAAGCCUGAUACAAUAUGUGCUGCUCCGACUCUUCUACAAUAACGUACUGGAGUGUUUGCUUAACCCGCGCCCGGCUGGGGGUCCUGGAUUUCCACGCCCUGCUGGGGGGGGUGGGGGGGUGUGUUUGAACACCCCCCCUUCUAACUCGACUCCUGGGCCACGUAGCGAUACGCGGAAGGUGUCGUUCGAAAGAGCGUCAAAAAUAAUGAGGAAAUCACUUCGGUCAAUUUUUUUGGUCAGGUCAAAGGUCAGGUCACCAGAGGUCAUUGAAUGCAAAAUUUCGCCGAAUUCCAGGUCGAAUGUCGACAAUUUCCAAGAAGCCAACGCAUAACUCGGGAACCAAUAGAGCUACAGCGCCGCAGAAAAGCGCAUUCGAUAGCCCUAUUAACGCCCUUUCUGAGUAAUUCUCUCAGAUUUGACCUAACGUCAACGGUUUUGCCUGCAGGGGGCAAAAACUGCAAAAAUAACCGAUUUUUUUGGAAACAGUUUUUCUGCAAUAACUUUUGAUCCAAGCCUUGUACGAGCUUACUUUUACCGGCAUCGUGUUCCUCUCGUCAAGACGCAUCGAUUGAACUAUAACUUGACCUUGAAAGGCCAACUUGAAAAUUUGACCUCAGGUCAAGGUCAUGACCUGACCGGAAAGGGUCAUGUUGCAUAUCAGUCGAUCCGUAUCGUCGAGCUGAACACAUCUAAGACGUUUUCAUCGCUCUAGCAUGCCUCUAUCAAAAGUUAUUUGCGAAAAACUGUUAGAUAUCAUUCGUGACCUAAGAUGACCUCAGGGCAUAAACAGGGGUCACGGACACCAUUUUCAUGUUCAGUGUGUCUAAACCACUUGUAAUUCAGUGUUUGAGAGUGUUUAUAAUGUCUUUCGUCCAAAAGAGGCGCAUUUCAAUUUUCUCCCAUUGACUUAUUAAUGGGGAGGUCGCAAAAUUGACGUGACCUUAGGUCAUCGAUAUCAAAAUUCUGAGAUAUGCAUUUUGUACAUGCUAUUGCUCUAAGCAAUCGCUGAAAGUUUCAAAGCGAUCGGUCACUCGGUGUAGCUAUGACAGACAUUGAAACUUUUUAUGAGGUGAGGUCACUUCAAGUGACCUGGUGACCUGACCUUGAAUGACCUUGGUCUGAAAUUUUUACAACAUGUGUAGAAUUGAUGUAUGAUAAGGUGUACCAAAAACGGCGGCGCUCCGCCACGCCGUUUUUGAGAUAUUCGCGAAAAACCACAAGGGGGGUGUUCAAACACCCCCCCCCCAGGGCGCGGGUUAAAGAAACAUGUUGUUUUUCUUUGCUGGAUUUCAGCUGUCUUGCGUUCCUGGCGGUCAACAUUGUCCGUGUGUUUCAUCACAGUCAUACCUAUCAUCCUUCAAAGCGUCCGCUCUGUUACUUGACUGAGAAUCAUGUUUGUUUAUUGUCUUGGGCGUGUGAAGUGAAUAUAACUAAGUUUGGAAAGGUCAAAACUCACUGUUUUGCAAUGGAGAGACAUUUCAUGAUCAAU
Molecule: messenger RNA, 1938 nt
Organism: Amphibalanus amphitrite
Lineage: Eukaryota; Metazoa; Arthropoda; Thecostraca; Balanomorpha; Balanidae
Product: nucleoporin NUP100/NSP100-like
Exons: 3
Coding region: 42-353 (103 amino acids)
Source: RefSeq, a predicted model, not a curated record